AUGCUAAGUCGGUCGCUGUUUUCUUUGGGCAGGACUUUAAGGAUGAACCUGCGACCGCGACGUGGGUCUAAGAAGGGUCUUUUGGUUCGCGGUAUUCUGGUUUCUGUGUUUCUUUUGGCAUUGUAUUCACACCUGCCGCUUUACGGCGUGAAGGACUUGGGAAACCAACUGGACUGGCUGCUGUCCGACUUGUCGAGUCACGAUGGUGAGCCACUAGAGCCUUUACACAACAUAUCUGCUCUUUAUCACAAAUUCAGGUACGAUACGACCAUGAGUUUUGUCGACGAGUAUCGACUGCCAUCACAUCUGCUGACACCACAAGUUGGCGCUGGUCGCGAACAGAAAUGGGAGUCGAUAGACGAGGUGCAAUUCUACGACGCAGAUCCAAGACUGAUCAUGAGUGUGUACUCUGGAAUCUGGAGCGGUAAAAAUCCUGAGGGCUACGGCGAUGCAGAUAAGCCAAUUCCCUUUUCGUGGUAUGAUUGGGCCGAUUUCCAUAACUUCAACAAAUUGAUAGCUCUCCAAGAGACGCGAGUCAAUUGCAGUUUUUUCUUUGAACCGGUCAUUUCUAAAGAUCUUUUGAAUAGCGUCGAGCAGGAGCUAGAUGAACGUCUUUUCGACUACAAAAGAGGGGACUACGACGAUGAGAUUGGCCCCAUUGCCCCAGACAAAGCAGUCUUUGAGAACCUCACUAAUUAUUGCAUCGAAGACGCUUCGGCGGGGGACUCGUUGCCACGAAAAUUUUCUCCAGGCGUUGCCGUCACUGCUUUACGCGAGUCGGUGCGAACGGAGGUAUAUGCGUUUCAGGCUCGUGGCCAUCUUUUGAAUGCACUCGCAAACCCAUUGUCACUUACGGUCCUCAGUUCUGAUUCGGAUGCGUAUCGCUUCUUCGUGACUCAAGAUUCGAAACAGAACAUUAUAGAGUCAGGUCUUCUUGAGAAAUACUUGAACUCAUAUCCGCGAGAUAAAAAGAACGCUCUCGAUCAUAUCGCUAGGUUCACAGAUUUUGUUUCGUCGCCGCUGGCCGAGUCGAAACGUGUGGACAUCGAAGAGCUUGAUUCAGAUGAAAAGAAUGCCUAUGAAAAGGAUUUAAUACAUUUGAAAGAGUCUGAUUUUGAAUUUGAUGCGUUGGCCAAAAUUGAGGAAUUAGAGGCGAAGCCCAAUCUGAAUCCACAUGAGCUGAACUAUUUGCAAAGUUUGAAAUUUACAACUCAGACGCAUUGGGCAUUUGCUCCAAAGCAUUUCCGAGAAGUCGACGAUGUCAAAGGGUUUGCCUCCCUUGGAAGGCAUCAUGACCGCAGAUUUUUUAACGGAGCUGUAAUACAAAACGUACAUGAGGCCCAAAUACGGUUGAACUCUUUGAUCAGAAACUUUCAGAAAUUUGCGAAGGCCAACGGCUUGAUUUCUUGGUUAGCUCACGGGACCUUAUAUGGCUACCUCUACAAUGGCCAAAUGUUUCCUUGGGACAAUGACUUUGACGUGCAGAUGCCUAUUAGACACCUGAAUUUGAUGGCACAGUAUUUCAAUCAAACUCUUGUUGUUGAGGACCCUGCUGAGGGCAAUGGCCGUUUUCUGCUAGACAUAACAAGUUCAAUCACAGUGAGAAUAAAUGGUAAUGGAAACAACAAUAUUGAUGCUAGAUUCAUUGAUCUUGACUCGGGUCUUUACAUCGAUAUUACCGGAUUGAGCGUCUCGUCUGCAAUGGUUUCAAAGAAGCUCAACGUGUAUUUUAGUGAACAUGAAGACGAGUUCAGAUCCGAAAUACGGCAUAGGGACCCAAAUUUGGUCAAGGAUUUGACGGACCUCUCAUUGCAGUCACUUCGCAGCGAGGUUAUCAAUACCGGAGGUGAGUCGUCAUGGGAAAGUCAACAAGUUGAUUCCCUCAUAAAGGCUUCCCAAAGAACGCUUGUGACCUCAGAAUCUGCCUCCAAAGCAUAUUCAGAGGAACAGCGCUAUAGUUUAAACCACGAUUUGAAGCUUUACAACUGCAGAAACACCCAUUUCUACACAUUUGAGAUGUUGUCACCUUUAAUCAACACAAAAUUUCACUCAGUCACCGCGUUGGUUCCUCGGAGGUACAUUCAGGUUCUGAGAAAUGAGUAUAUGGUUCCACGAAAAUAUGGUUUCAUGGCUUACCACAGGAAUGCAUUCAUCCCAGAACUUCGCUUUUGGGUCAACAGCGCUAUUUUGAAAGGCGUCAUGAACAAAAGGGCCUCAAGUUUAGAGCUUGAAGUAAUAGAUUCUCCAGUCAAUAGUCUGAAACUCGACGAAGUGGGGAAAUUUUACAGGAAUCUAGCUCGUAGUGGGCAAUCUGAGGUACUAUCUGCUCUUUACAAUUCGCGCGAACUGAGCACCUAUCGGCUCAAAGAGAUAGACCUUCAAUUCAAUGAUGAACUGGGGAGUGAUGAAAACGUCAAACUUCUGGGAGCGCUAAGAAACUCAAUUGGGACUAACAUAUCAUCGAGCUUCAAGGAUCCCUAUCUGCACUUCACAGAAAAACGACGACUGGAAGCUCUUCUGAAGGACAGUGAGAAAAAUGAAGCCAAAAUAAUCGAUGAACACAUCGCAAAUGAGAUGAAUUUGUGGGCCGAAGCCUUACAUGAUCAAGUGCUACCUUACUACCGGUGUUCACCACAUGGCCAAGACGAUCAGUUAGAUUUCAAUCAUCAAGGUGCGCCUAUUUCCAUAAAUGGCAACCCAAAAAGGAACAAUGUUUUUGCUAAAGAUCCGCUAUGA
This is a messenger RNA of Lachancea mirantina, 2736 nucleotides long. The record is from the annotation of a GenBank genome assembly. Lineage: Eukaryota; Fungi; Ascomycota; Saccharomycetes; Saccharomycetales; Saccharomycetaceae.